AUGACAGGGAGUUGCGAAUCAUUUGGUUCUCCGAGUGGGUCUUCUGCGGUGAGUGGUGAGAAAGAGCCGCAGCUGAAUAUUGUGGACUCAGAGGCACAGCAACUCGAUAUGGAGAGUAGAUCUGAAGAGGACUUGAAGGAUGUAGAAGCAUCGGCCGGUAACCCUCCAGCUUCAAAAGAAGAAGUUAAGGAUCCAUUUGUGGUCGAUUGGGAUGGACCUAAUGAUCCGAACUCUCCAAUGACAUGGCCUACCAUGAAGAAAGUUCGACAACUUGCGGGCAUGGGUUUCAAUAGUUUUCUCACACCCUUAUCAUCAUCCAUGUUCGCACCAGGCGAAGCAGAUGUCCUAGCAGAAUUCAAUUCAACAAACAAAAUGCUAGGAUCAUUCGUUGUUACUAUCUUCCUACUCGGAUACACCGUGGGACCUAUCCUGAUUGCUCCAGUAUCCGAGAUAUACGGACGUCUGCCAUUAUAUCAUGUUUGCAACACCAUGUUCGUGAUCUUCACAAUUGCAUGCGCCGUUUCUCAAUCUCUCCCUCAACUAUUCGUCUUCCGCUUCUUGGCUGGUGUAGCCGGCAGCUGUCCAAUGACUCUUGGCUCUGGAACCGCUGCGGAUCUAAUCACGAAAGAGAAGCGUGCUGGAGUGAUGGCUCUAUGGGCUAUGGGACCAAUUCUGGGACCAGUCAUCGGUCCCGUCGCGGGUUCAUUUGUCUGUGCUAAUAUAGGAUGGCGUUGGGUCUUCUGGAUUCUUGCUAUUGCCGGAGGUGUCAUGCUAAUCGCCACAAUAUUCUGUUACCGCGAAACAUACGCCCCCGUCCUUCUAGAACGUAAAGCCGCAGCCUUUCGCAAAGAAACAGGAAACAAUCAAUACCGCUCAAAAUUCGACCGCGGUCUCACCCGUAAACAACUCUUCUACAUGGCCGGCGUUCGUCCCUUGAAACUUCUCUUCCGCUCUCCCAUAGUCCUCUGCAUGACCAUGUUCGGUGCCGUCUCAUACGGUUACCUCUAUCUUAUGUUCACUACCAUCUCUUCUAUCUUCGAAGAUGUAUAUGGCUGGCCUAGUGAAAUGACCGGUCUUGCAUACCUGGGUUUUGGAGUUGGGUGUAUGCUCGGUCUCUCUGUUACUGGUCGAGUUGCGAAUCGGAUUGCCGCGAAGCAUUCAGCCCAGGGUCGCUUUACGCCUGAGUCUAGACUUGGUCCUAUGCUUGUUGGGUGUUGGUUUUUGCCUAUUGGACUUUUCUGGUAUGGAUGGUCUGCUGAGGCUCAUGUGCAGUGGGUUAUGCCUAUUGUUGGCACUGGUAUCUUUGGGUGUGGGUUGAUGUGUGUCUUUUUGUGCAUUAAUACCUACUUGGUUGACUCUUAUAUCCAAUUCGCUGCCUCGGUUACAGCUGCUAAUGCUGUGACGCGGUCUCUUGUUGGUUGCUUUCUUCCUCUUGCUGGACCCUCGAUGUAUGAUACCCUAGGACUUGGUUGGGGGAAUUCCUUGCUUGCAUUUAUUGCGCUUGCGUUUUGUGCAUUCCCAGUUUUCCUGAGCCGGUAUGGUGCCAGGAUUCGUACUCAUCCACGAUUCCAGUUGGAUCUGUGA
Messenger RNA from Penicillium malachiteum, 1584 nucleotides. RefSeq names its product MFS transporter. The transcript has 4 exons. Gene Ontology annotation, molecular function: transmembrane transporter activity. Gene Ontology annotation, biological process: transmembrane transport. NCBI's taxonomy places the organism in Eukaryota, Fungi, Ascomycota, Eurotiomycetes, Eurotiales, Aspergillaceae. Bases 1 to 1584 code for a protein of 527 amino acids. The record is from RefSeq and is a predicted model, not a curated record.